AAACCCCUAAUCCACCUUCUCCUCUUCCCUCGAAGCCUUCUUCCCUUUCUUCCCCUCAACUGUCUGCUCCCCCUACUUGCCAACCUACCUCCCCCCAAAAAAUUCCUUUACCCCUAAUCUCUCCCUUCCCUUCACCACCUAGCCUGUAUUUCAGUGCUCCAUACCACUUUCUCCCCACCUCUCUCUCUCUUUAGCCCCCUUACCCCCACCCCCUCCCAGGGUAGGAUGGAUGACCUCAGCACAAUCAGCCUUCUCUCCUUGGCCAUGCUGAUCGGUUGUUACGUGGCAGGCACCAUCCCCUUGGCAUUCAACUUCUCUGAGGAAAGGUUGAAGUUGGUAACGGUUCUUGGCGCUGGACUUCUGUGUGGCACUGCUCUAGCAGUCAUUGUUCCUGAAGGGGUUCAUGCACUAUAUGAGGAUGCUCUGCAUGAUAAACAUACCCAUGGAAGUGAAGCAGAAAAGGUGGAGGAAUCUUUAAAAACAGGACAAUCAGCAGAGACGGAGCACGAUCAUGAGCAUAUUGCUUUGCAUGCCUACAUUGGGGUUUCAUUGGUCCUGGGAUUUGUUUUUAUGCUGCUGGUUGACCAAAUAGGCAGUUCUCACAUGCACUCCAGUGAUGAUCCAGAAGCUGCAAGAACAGCCAACACCAAGAUCACCACCACGCUUGGGCUGGUGGUCCACGCAGCAGCGGAUGGCAUUGCAUUGGGUGCAGCAGCUUCUACAUCACAGACGAGUGUACAGUUGAUUGUAUUUGUAGCUAUUAUGUUGCACAAAGCUCCUGCUGCUUUUGGUCUGGUUUCGUUUCUUAUGCAUGCAGGCCUUGAAAGGAAUCGAAUCAGGAAACACCUUCUGGUGUUUGCUUUGGCAGCACCUCUGCUCUCCAUGGUCACUUAUUUGGGCCUGAGUAAGAGCAGUAAAGAAGCACUUUCGGAAGUCAAUGCCACUGGAAUCGCCAUGUUGUUUUCAGCAGGAACUUUCCUGUAUGUAGCCACCGUACAUGUGCUCCCAGAGGUGGGAGGCAGUGGUCACAGUCACAAGGCAGAGUCUGGUGGCAAGGGACUCAGUCGACUUGAGGUUUGCACCCUUGUCUUAGGCUGUUUGAUUCCAUUGGCCCUCUCUGUGGGUCACCAGCACUAACCAAUAGAGGAGCAAGGAGGAGUGUGGAUAAUGAUCUGACAGCAAUCCCAUUUCAGCCAAGCCUGAUUGCUGCGAGCUUUGGGAUUUCCCCUCCUUCAGUUUUACUAUGUGGAAUUCCAAAUGAAGUGGCAUUGAAAAGAUAAAGUAAAUUGUAUUAAAUUUGGCCAAGUUGCAAAUAGGAAGUCCGGAAGAAUUCCCGCAGUGUAGUCAUUUUGAAAAUGUAAUUGCGUUUUGUCUCUGCCUUCAUGACAAAGCCAGACAUCUCUUAGUUCCCAGUCCAACCAAAUGAGGGAAUGUAAGCUUAAUCAAACGGUGUCUCGGUGCAAAGGACAGAAUUCAACAAUUUAAUAAAUUAACUAAGAACUUGGGGUGUGUUAGAGAUAAUCCAUGGCACUAAUCAAGCCAAGGGAAUUAACACUGGGUUUGAUACAUGGUAUGUGAAAUAUAAUUUUUACUGAAUUUUAUUCAUAAGUGUACAGUCUUUACAUUCAGCUGCAGUCUUAGAGUUUGUAGCCUGUAGAUUUGGCGCCUGCUAGUUCAGUGUCGUUUGUGCUCUGAUCAGAUUUGAAAGGCUCCUAUACUCUGAAAUGUUUUUGUUCAAAAGUACCUUGUUAGCGUACAUGGGGAAAGAAGAAAAUAGCCUGGAUUUUGAUUUUAAAUGGUUAACCAUAUUGCACCCCAGGUGGAAGGAGGGUAAUGGUGGAAGCAUAAGAAAGAUAAAAUUUGCUUGGGAUGAAACAGAUGGUAAUAUUCAGUGCUUGGUUAAGGAUUGGGAAUUGGAUGGGAUUAAGUUUGAAGGAGAGGGUGUGAUGUCAGAUGGGCUAUAGAUAUGGAAUUUCAAUUAUGGGUUACCUUUGACCCUUCAGAACAAAGUUUAACUUGUUGGGGAAAGAUGAGAAGGGGAGCACUGGUGCGAGUAAUGCUCAUUGGAAGUUAGGGGGAAGGGCUGGGCUGGUAGAAAGAGGUCUGAUAACACCAGCAUAGAGAGCUGAACGAUCGGGAAAGGUUUUUAAUCGCUCAACGGUAGUUAAAAAUGUGAAGAGUGAAAUGUAAUUGGUAUGACUGUGCUGACUUGUUCUGAACCAUGUUCCAUUGCUUCAGUUGUUUUAUGUGAACUGAAAUCAUUCCAUGGAUGAUUGCCUUAUUUUUCCAACUCUUUGUGCACAUUAACAGAUGUUGCAAUUUUUUUUUGUUUUUAAGAUAAAUAUCUAUAAAUAAAUUUUUAAUAAGUGGCCAA
Messenger RNA from Rhincodon typus (whale shark), 2374 nucleotides. It is a transcript of the gene slc39a9, whose product is annotated as solute carrier family 39 member 9. The transcript has 7 exons. The record is from RefSeq and is a predicted model, not a curated record. The coding region runs from base 226 to 1137 and encodes 303 amino acids. Gene Ontology annotation, cellular component: membrane. Gene Ontology annotation, molecular function: metal ion transmembrane transporter activity. Gene Ontology annotation, biological process: zinc ion transport; transmembrane transport. Lineage: Eukaryota; Metazoa; Chordata; Chondrichthyes; Orectolobiformes; Rhincodontidae.